Molecule: messenger RNA, 1497 nt
Organism: Closterium sp. NIES-65
Lineage: Eukaryota; Viridiplantae; Streptophyta; Zygnematophyceae; Desmidiales; Closteriaceae
Source: the annotation of a GenBank genome assembly
AUGCGGCCCCGCCGCCCUUACCUACGCGGCCCCGCCGCCCUUACCUACGCGGCCCCGCCGCCCUUACCUACGCGGCCCCGCCGCCCUUACGUCGCGGCCCCGCCGCCCUCACGUCGCGGCCCCCGCCGCCCUCACCUACGCGGCGCCGCCGCCCCUCACCUCCGCGGCCCUCGCCGCCCUCACCCUACGCGGCCCCGCCGCCCUCACCUUCGCGGCCCCGCCGCCCUCACCUACGCGGCCCCGCCGCCCUCACCUUCGCUGCCUCGCCGCCCGUGCCUACGCGGCCCCGCCGCCCUCACGUCGCGGCCCCGCCGCCCAAACCUUCGCGGCCCCGCCGGUCUCCCCUCCUGCCGAGCCGCCCGAGCAGCCGCCCGCCACGCCGCCCGGUACAAGAGCAGCCGAGCCGCCCAGCAGCAGCCGCCGAGCCGCCGGGCCCGCCGAGCCGCCAGUCCAGCCGAGCCGCCCCAGCAGCAGCCGCCGAGCCGCCAGGCCGCCGAGCCGCAGUACAAGCCGAGCCGCCCAGCAGCAGCCGCCGAGCCGCCGGGCCGCCGAGCCGCAGUACCGCCGAGCCGCCCCGCAGCCGAGCCGCACUACUGCGAGCCGCCCGACCUGCCCUGUCUGGGUCGAGCCAUUGACUUUGAGGUCUGGGUCGAUGACCUGCAGCUGUUUUUACAGUGCGAUAGGGCGGACGGUCUUUCUCUCUUUGACCUCACCUCUGGCGCCUCCCUUGCUCCUGCUGCUCAUGCUGACCCCACUGUUCGCUCUCAGUGGGCCACCCGCGAUGCUGCUGCACAUCUUGCUGUGCAUCGCCACCUGCCUACCACUGAGCGCGCGCACUUUAGUCAGUACAAGAGUGCUCAGACCUUGGACCACUUCCUCUCAGUCUGUCCCACCACCCUCACUGUCAACCUCCUCGAGAAGGCCCUCCUAGCGGCGGAGAAGAGCAUAGUCGCUGUAGGAGCCUCUCGUGGUGACCCGCGCACCCCCAUCUUUGAGGGGUGUUCUCCUUCCCCCCUGCUGCCCUCUGUUGCCUCUGCUGCUGCUGCCGACCUGCUUGGCCUUGAGUCGGUCGGCGCGGCGUCUGCCCCUAGCGGGAGAUGCUGCCCUGGCAAGGGCAAGGGGGGCAAGGGCGCGGGUGGAGCUGGCGGGGGCGGUGGAGGUGGCAGUGCCGGUGGCGAGGGAGUGGGGGUGGCGGUGGGAGUGGUGGUGGGGGUGGUGGUGGUGGUGGCGGCAGCGGAGGCGGCGGCGGUGGCGGCGGCGGCGGUGGGAGCGGAGGCGGCGGUGGUGGCGGAGGUGGAGGCGGCAGUGGCGGAGGAGGUGGAGCCGGUCGGGGUAGUGCCCCUCAGCGGGACGGCUCUGGUGGUGGUCAGCGCCAGCAGCAGCAGCAGCAGCAGCAGCGUUCUCGGGACAUCCCCCCGCCUCAGCAGCUCCGUGAGUGGACCUUCCUGUGUCCCCUGUGUCGAGGGGCGGCUCUGGGCUGCCCCUCACUCCUCCUAG